Messenger RNA from Dendroctonus ponderosae (mountain pine beetle), 1241 nucleotides. RefSeq names its product mitochondrial glutamate carrier 1. The coding region runs from base 276 to 1235 and encodes 319 amino acids. Gene Ontology annotation, biological process: malate-aspartate shuttle; L-glutamate transmembrane transport; aspartate transmembrane transport. The transcript is spliced from 7 exons. Gene Ontology annotation, molecular function: L-glutamate transmembrane transporter activity; L-aspartate transmembrane transporter activity. Lineage: Eukaryota; Metazoa; Arthropoda; Insecta; Coleoptera; Curculionidae. The record is from RefSeq and is a predicted model, not a curated record.
AUGAACUCAAAUUAUUUUGUAACAUUUGACUUUCUAAAUAUGAGAUUAGUUCAAUUAGUUCGGAUUCGAGCACUGUUCAUAAAUAUUUUAUUACUCAUAUAGUACCUCUGUAGGUACAUUGGCAGCUUCUAUGUUUGUCAUUCAAAAAAUUGCAGUUAAUUUGUCAGAGUGACUACAGUCUACAUUUCAUACAUCAAAUUUAUAUCAAGUAAUAUAAAAUUCCGAAGUUAUUUCAGGUAAAUCGCUUACAAAAACCAAAUUUUCAAUUGCUUAUAAUGGCGGAAAAUCAACUACAAUUUUCGAUUUUACCUAAAAUUCUAAAUGGGGGAAUAGCCGGAAUGAUAGGAGUCGCUUGUACUUUUCCAACCGAUUUGGUGAAGACGCGACUGCAGAAGCAACAGAUUGGACCUGAUGGGACCAAGAUGUAUGAUGGCAUUUUCGAUGCCAUGAAAAAAAUUAGCCGCUCAGAAGGGAUUCGAGGCCUUUACAAAGGAUCCAGUGUUCUCAUUCUGUUGAUCACACCCAUGAAAGCCAUCCGUUUUACAGCCAAUGACUUCUUCAGGUUUCAUUUGAAAGACAAAACGACAAAUAAAUUAAGUACAGCGCGACAAGGAUUAGCUGGAGCCUUAACCGGAGUAGUUCAACUCGUAGUAACCGUUCCAAUGGAGUUGCUGAAAAUCCAGCUUCAAGAUGCGGGCCGAGUGGCAGCUAUGGAAGCCAAACAAACUGGUAAACCCGUAACGCCAAACAUAUCAGCACUUAAAGUAUUCAGUGAUUUAAUCCGAUCUCGAGGAUUCUUUGGAUUAUACAAAGGAACAUUUGCAACCAUGUGCCGAGAUGUGCCAUUUUGUGGCGUUUAUUUUCCCGUUUUUGCUAAACUGGACUCAUUCGGUCCGAGAAAACUAGACGGAUCAGGUGACGCCAAGUUUUACUGGUCGUUUAUAUGUGCUUUAUCCACAGCUUCAUGUACAGCUGUAAUGGUCACGCCUUCUGAUAUAAUGAAGACCAGAAUUCAAAGCAUCAGCAAAGGAGCUGCAGGCGAUAAAACCUAUGGAAGUGUAAAAGAUGCUUUUAAAGAUAUUCUUCAACAUGAAGGAAUAAAAGGGUUCUACAAAGGCGGAGCGUGUCGAAUCUUGGUGUUGGCUCCCACGUAUGCAAUCAUCCAAGGAAUUUACUUCUUAGGUGUAGCCGAAAAAAUCUUCGGAUUGAAAAGGGAUAUUAAAGUUGUUAAAUAGGUGGUA